GUCACAUUUGACAUUUGAUGUUAAUUUGAAAUUUUAUAGGUUGUUGUUUUGAGAUAAUUGUUUUUUUGCGCAUUUUUAAUUCAUAUUGUUAAAAAUAAGUUUGCAUAUGUUUAAGAAACAUUGAAGGUGUUAUAAACUUUAUCUUUAACAACUAUGUAAAGUCGUAUGUUGAUUAUUUACCUUAUUUCACGUGUAUAACCUCAAAAUCAAAAUGAUGGACUCCAAAUACAAUAAUGGAUAUGCGAAAAACGGCAUUCAGAAGUUUCAAAUGAAGCUAAAACCGAUACCUGUGGUAUUUAACAAUAAAAAUGGCCCACCGAGCCCCAAGAAAAUGAAAUUUAACAAUGAAAACCAUAAUCCCUCAUCAUCCAAUGGCCACCUAAACGGCAAAGUUAAGAUAAGUAUACAGGACCAAAGAAGAAGCUUGCCGGUAUUUGAUAAACGGAAGCAAUUGUUAGCUCUCAUCGAGAAGCACAAGACUCUAAUAAUUCUGGGUGAAACGGGUAGUGGUAAAACAACACAAAUACCUCAGUAUAUUUUUUCGGUGGGUUUAAAUGAAGGGGGUAAAAUAGCUAUAACACAGCCUAGACGAGUUGCUGCAAUAAGUGUAGCAACGAGAGUAGCUGAGGAAUAUGGACGUGGAAAGACUGUAGGAGACAUAGUGGGUUAUUCAGUGAGAUUUCAAGAUUGUACAUCAAAUCAAACAAAAAUCAAGUUCCUAACUGACGGUAUGUUACUCAGAGAAGCUAUAUCAGAUAGAUUGCUUAUGGAAUAUAGAGUCGUUAUACUGGAUGAAGCCCAUGAAAGAACCAUCCAUACAGAUGUUUUAUUUGGGAUUGUUAAGAGAGCUCAAAAAAUCAGGGAAGACAGAAAUUUACCAGCUUUAAAGAUACUCAUUAUGUCUGCUACAAUGGAUGUAGAUCAUUUUUCACAAUAUUUCAACAAAUGCCAAGCGGUUUAUUUAGAAGGACGAACUUUUCCUGUUAAUAUACACUACACAAUAAAACCACAUGAUGAUUAUCAGGCAAGCUGUGUGGCUACAUUUUUUAAGAUUCACCAGGAGGCUCCACCUAACCAUGAUGUGUUGAUUUUUCUAACUGGACAAGAGGAAAUUGAGGCAUGUGCACAUAGGAUCCGUACCUUAUCUAAAGACCCAGAUGUUAAAGGACCACCAGUUAGAGUAUUCACCUUAUAUGCAGCUCAGACCAGUUCAACGCAAAUGAACAUUUUUCAGACAACUCCUAUGAAUACUAGAAAAGUGGUGAUAAGUACUAAUAUAGCAGAAACUAGUAUUACGAUACCUGGAAUUCGAUAUGUGAUAGACAGUGGAAUGGUUAAAUCGAGAACCUUUCACCCUUCAACUGGCUUGGAACUUCUAAAAGUGCAAAAAAUAUCCCACGAGCAAGCCUGGCAACGAGCUGGCAGGGCAGGAAGAGAUUCUGAAGGGCAUUGUUAUAGGAUCUACACCAGGUCUCAGUUUGAAUUGAUGCGCAAGACAACAAUACCAGAAAUACAAAGGGCAAAUCUAGGUACUGUUGCCCUACAGUUGUUGGCUCUGGGUAUCCAUGCUAACAAGUUUGAUUUUAUGGACGCUCCACCUAAAGAAGCUAUAACGGCAGCUUUUGAACAGUUGAAACUACUUGGGGCUGUGGAGGACGUUGAUUCUAUACAAUUGACACUUCUUGGAAAGAAAAUGGCAAGGUUUCCCUUAGAUCCUAGGUUUUCCAAAAUUCUGUUUGCUGCCCAACAAUACUCCUGUCUGCAAGAAGCCUUAACAAUAGUGUCUCUUUUAAGUGCUGAAUCCAUCCUUAUAAAUCCUGUAUCAAAGCAGACAGAGGCUCAAAACGUUAGGCAAAAGUUUUGUUCUUCUUAUGGAGACCUGAUAACCCUUCUAAAUAUAUAUAGAGACUUUGAUUCAGUGGGUCAAAGCAAUAAGAGAAGUUGGUGCAGAGACCAUUUUAUAAACCUCAGGAAUAUCACUCACGCUAGAGAAAUAAGGGCACAACUAGAAGACUUGUGCAAGAAAUGUGAUUUAGGUCUAAGUUCGUCAUGUGGAAGUGAUUUGGAUAAACUAAGGAAGUGUUUGACUGCAGGUCUUUUUAUGAAUGCUGCUGAACUGGUGAGAGAUCAUCAGUAUGUUACGUUGGACAAGAAACAAACCGUGCAAUUCCAUCCAAGUUCUACUCUACACCGCCAACAACCUCAUGUUGUGUUGUUUACAGAAGUUGUUCAGACCAACAAGUGCUACUUACGAGGACUCACUACAAUAGAUGCUGCCUGGUUGCAUGAAAUAGCGCCAGAAUAUAUGAAAAAUCAUACUCUUAGGUUUAACAGUAGCUGAUAGCUUAUAGUUUUAAGGAUUUUAUUAAGAUUACAAUGUUAUAACGUGUAUAUAUUCACUUUACGAAAAUGGCUCAAAUUUUGGAACGUCAUUAAGGCAUCAUGGAAAUUGAAAAAACAUUGACAUCAACUAAAAUGUUGUUUUUUUUUUUUUGAAAAAAUCGCUUAUGUAUUACAAAAUAAAAACGACCGAAACGUAAUGAAACGACUGCAACGACAGAUCGCGCAAACCACACAUUACGUGAGGUAGUAAACGCAUGCCCAAGCGUUUCAAAUCUUAAUAAAUGAAAAUAAAAUAAAUUAAAUACCUUCGCUCUUCACUUCCGGAGUACCACAUCCCGUUUUUUAUUAUUGAAAUUUAUACUGUGGCUGUUUUACUAAAAACUGACUUGUAGUCCUGAGAAGUGAGGUUAUUUAGACACUCUGGAUUAAUCCAGGUCUCUAGGAAGAUGUUUCAGUUAAUAUACAGGGUAGCCCAUCUUAUAUGCAGCAGUCUGUGCACGGAAAACGACUUCCAAAUAAACAAAAACACGAAAUAUUCAAAGUCUUUUUCUUCAUAGAAAUAUACAAGGCCACUGUCAUUACAAUUUAAUAAUAAUGUGAAUUAUAUAGGGUGUUCCAAAAAGAGUGGUAUAUCGAAGUUAUAUUUUUCUUACGGGAACACCCUAUAUUUGAUGUCAUUUUUUAAUUGUUCUUAAAAAAUAAAUUAUAAUUUUAUAAGGGGGGGGGUACAUAUCUGUACUUAAAUACAGGUUUUUUGGUUUAUUUUGAAUUUUGUAAAAAUGUAAGGUUUUAGAAAAAAAUUAAUAUUUACGAAUGUAAGAAUAAAUGACAUAUUUGUUUUUGGGCCUGGAUAAAAGACCAUUUGUCGUAUUUAAAUAGAUGAUAGUAUAUCUAUGAUGAUUAAUAUAUUAACUGGUCUUCAUCUAUAUUACAAAGCCUUUUACCGACACCAUGAUGAUCAGCAACAUUGGAUAGGAAUUGAAGAUUUGAAGACAUUGAUAAAAAAGAGUCAAUAGAGCAGACUGGAAUUUCUAAAAUGAACGAUUUGUUCCAUCUCUAAUAUUACCCGUUCCAGAGAACAGAUGAAUCAGUUCGACUACUUUGUAACACAAACGUGCCACAAGGGCGUUCUCUACACUAAUUUUAAGGGGAACGGAGCAAAAUGCAACAUUCUGACGCAUGUCAAAAUUUUCAAUGUGUUUUAAAUGUAUUCAUUUUUUUCAACUUUUGAGAAAACUAAUAAGUAUUUUUGAAAAAUUUAAAUGUAGAAUUAAAAAUUACUUUAUUACCUAGGGUCGAAAGUCCCUUAAAAUAAAUAAAAAGUUUCUUUUGAAUUAAAUAUUUCCAAUUAAAAAUCACUAAAUUUUCUCUUUUAUUUUCACCCCUGUAACUUAUUAAAAUAAACAUUAUAGAAAUUUUCAGGGACUUUUGGCCCUCGGUAAUAAUGUAAUCUUUCAUUCUGCGUUUAAAUUUUUCAAAAAUAUUUAGGUAUUAGUUUUCUCAGGAUUCGAAAAAAAAAUAAAUUUAAAACACAUUAAAAAUUUUGACAUGCGUCAAAAUUUUUCAUUUUGCUCCGAUCCCCUGAAAGUACCACUGGUAACUGCCUUAAUAGUGCUAUUUCUUUUACCUCCAGAGCCAUCGAGCCGACAGUCUUACAUUUUGGUGCCAUAUAUUUUAAAAAUACAUGCAAAUAAUGAUGACAAAGAAUAUAGCAACUGCGGUUCUGCAUUUCAGGUACGAAUAUUGAACUUUUUAUAUAAAUCAUGUUCCUUUUUGUGCCAAUUUAUGCUUUAGACGACAUUUUUUCUUAGUUAUUUAAAUUGGUUUAUAGUUCAGAGAAAUAAGGUAUUCCCGUGUCUUUGGACCUUGCAAAGUAUCUGAAAUUUUUUUGAAGUUACACUUCUUUAGGCGCGAUUGGGAGUGAAUUUUUAUUAUUCUGAGCGCAUGCGCACACAGACAGUAUGGAGUUCGUUGCUAAAUCCAAAGAAUAUAAUAUACUCUCUCUUAACGUCUAUAUUCUUUGCUUAAUCUUUUAAGUUAUGUAUGUAUCAGUCCAAAAAAGGUGUGGAAAAAUAUAUUUGUGUAUUUAGUAAAUAUAUUCAUUAUAAUUUUUGUGUCUUUGGAUUUGUCUUCCUCGAUAGUAACAUAAUACGUAUUAUUAAAACAUUUUUAUAUGUAUUUAUACUUUAGUUCGUCUAUUUGUUACCGUGAUUUGUCAUAAUGUCCGAGAAACACAGAUCGAGAGGUCUCGGGUUCAAAUGCGGACAAUUUGUGUCUUCUUUUUUUAAUUUUUGGAAAGUGAUAAGUAUUAAAAUUAGUUUAAUAUUUAAAUAAAAUAAAAAUAAACUGUUUAAAGUAUUUUAUUUCGUUGAAAUCAUAUAAUAGAAGUAUAGCUUCUACUUCUUACGUGCGUACAAAGUACACACACAUUCUUUUUUUUUUAGUUCUAUGGACGUCGAUAACCCAUACAUCUAUGUUUCAUGCAGUGGAUUCAGUGGAAUAUUUAAAUUAUUAACAAUUUAAGGCCAAAAAUGCACCAUUUUAAUAUCUUUCUUCUACCAGUAGAAAGUAAAGUACAGUUGAGUCCGCGAGUCUUUACCCGUGCGUCAUCAUUUAAAGCAUACGAAAUAAGUCGGAAAUUUACUGAACGCAACGGCAAAUGGAUAUUAUUCCGAGCACGGGUUAUUAUAAAAUUUGACGUUAUCAAAUAAAUAGAAUGUCACACAUCGCACACAUCUUAUGGAAAAUAUAAUGUCACUAUAAUGGAAAUAUAAAUUCAAUAAAAUUUAUACGAAUAGAUUCGUUUUAAAUUAACGGUCAAAUCUUAUCAUUGCGCCAACUCUUAAUUAUGAUUAAUUACGGCGCAAAUUGCAAUUAAAGUUUAUCGAAAUCACAUUUUUGGAGUCAGUAAAACUGUCAGUUACAAUCACUAUUGCUCUGGGUGCUAUUCAAAAGAGCUUAAACCCCGCUGGGCCUAAGCGGAUUAGUGAAACUAAUCCGCUGAUUUAUGGAGUACCGACAAUUUGGGUAUUAUAAAAUAUUUUUUUUCUCUCUAACUUAUGUACGUAUCCAUUUGAUUUCAGAUUUAUUUAUAUCAAUUUCUGCUCUUAUAUUAUUGAAAAUAUGGAGUUGGCGCAAUGAUAAGAUUUGACCGUUAAUUUAAAACGAAUCUAUUCGUAUAAAUUUUAUUGAAUUUGAGCGACAUAUUUUCCAUAAGAUGUGUGCGAUGUCCUUUAAGUUUUCCUUUAAAAUUUUGGUGCAUCAUUACAGUUACAUUUGAAGUAGCUUAAUAAAUUAUUUUAUUAUCAUUGAUUAAUAAAUAAAUAAACAAUUUAUAAAAAAAUUCAAUAACAUAUUUUCUUUUUGAUGUUUUAUUCACUUUGGCGGAACCUUAAACACCAGCGUUCAACUGUGUCAACAAUGAGGUUAGCUUUGUACGUCGUCAAAAUUUAUCUUAAAAUAACAUAAACUUAUCACAAAAUUUCUAACUCCAAUAUAAAAUUAGUUGUGAAAACAACUGUUUGUAUACUAUAAAAAACUUCAAAAUGCAAAAACUCGACAGAAUAACAGCAAAAAAUUUAACAAACUGACAGCCACAAAAGUAAACAAACCAAAACGUCAGAAAUUGUACUUAAAAUAUGUGAAGAUAUCCCCAAUCGUCGUUCUUUGUACCUAUCUCUUUUCAAUACACUGAGUCUUAAUCGUUCAUAAAAAUAACAUGUGUUUUUACUUAAAUAACAGGCGGCAGCUGGUUUGUCAUUAAUUUCAUGCGUGCAAGAGAAUGAUGUCAAAUAAAAAGUAUGUGUUUUAUCUCACCAGGUAUUAAUGACGCACGGGUAAAGACUCGCGGGCUCAACUGUAUAAUUAUUUGUUAAAGUAUGUUUUAAGGCUUUAAAACGUCAUUUUAAAACUUUAAAAGUGUUUUAUUAAAUAAUUACUUCCAAAUCCGUUCAAAAUGCUUUACUUUUUUACAGGUAGACAAAAGUUCUAAAAAUGGUGCAUUUUUGGCCUUAAAUUGUUAAAAAUUUCAAAAUUCCACCGAACCCAUUUCAGGAACCAUCGAGGUUUUGUUUAUCGGGCUUCAUAACAUUCAAAGAACUUAUCAGAUACCUGACCGGUUGAAGCUCCAAACAGGAGCCUUUAACCUUUUUACCUUAUUUCUUUAGACUAUUACUCUAUUUUGUAACAAAUAUUUAAGCAACACUGUCAUAACAGUAACCGUAAUAACAAAUUACUGGGAUAAUUGAUGAUUGUUUCUUUUCAAAUACAAUGUUUUUUUGUCUUAGGGUUUCCCCAUUGCAUCCACGUCAUUCUCAUUAUAAAAAAUUUUUGACCUUGCUCAUAGCAGACAGUGCUGCUUAGGCUUAAUAAUAAAAAUAUAACAAAUCUUAAAUUGUAUGAAAUUAUUUGUAUUUUGUUGCCUGUUUCUUGGUUUUUUCGUAGUCCUAUGAAAUAUUUAACUCGUAUUUUCUAGUGGAAAAGUGCUAUCAUAACGAUAUGAAAAUUGCCAAGAAAUGAUAAAAUAUAUUAAGUUUAAUGUUUCUGAAUGUCUAUGAAUUAUUUUUCUUAUUGUAAAUAUAUAAUUCUUAUCAUUAUUUUUAAGCAUUUGAUUAUAAAGUUUUGAGUAUUGUAAACAUUUUAUUGUUAUAUAGAGACACCAAAAAAACAGGGUAGGCUGUGGAAUAAAAAUACGCUGUUUGAGAUUUUAGCCAAUUGCAGAGACCACAGACAUAUAAAUCCUAGACUGCGCGCCAUGCAUGAUUGUAAGAGAUUAGAAAGAGAUGCGUACCCUUCUUACAACAUUUUUCUCUGUAGCUCUGGGGGAACAGUUUCCAAUUGCAGCGCACCCGCUAGGUAUUAUAUGGCUAUGGCAGAGACGAAAAAAGCAUAGACUUAUAUUAUCAUAGACAGAGUGUCAUUCAGAGCGAAGUGACGGCACCAUCUUUUUUUCUUUGGAUCAGUGCUGUUUCACUCUUACGCAUAGUAAAGCUGCGACAGGAGUACCGCAAACCAGUCGAAGAGAUCUUGUCGUCAGGAAGCGCGGAAUGUAGGCUCACUAUGUUAAUAUAUACCUCUACAAUCCAUCUAAUUUACAUGCCGUUGCACGUCAUUAUCUACGCCAGAGAUCUAAGUUGACAUAGUUGCCAAAGUAUAAAAAAAUCCUGAAUCCAUUUUAAAUCAAAUAGAUCACAUAAUUAUUGUAAACGUGGAUUAUACAACAAAACAGAUUAUUAUUCAAUAUAAAUAAGUAAAACUUAAGAAAUAGAGAACAAGAAUUAAUUUAUAAUCUUUUAAGAUUUGCAGUUCAAGCGUUUUUGCACUGCAUUGUUAAUAAUUAAAAAACGGCUCCGAACUCUUGGCAUGAAGCCGGUAGGUUUCUUUGUAUUAUGUCUACAAUAACAACUAAAAAAGUUUUCAGAUACCUCGAUUAUUCCAAGUCGUGAUAAAAUUCGGUGAAAUUUAUAUUUUUAUUGUAGAGGAUCUUUUUAUAGUAAAGUAAAUAAUAAAAACAGUAAAUAUAAUGAAACAAAUACUUAUAGUAAAGAAUAUAAACAAAUAUGAAGUGUCAUCACCGCAACUGUCAAAUAAAUGUUACCAAUUUAUGCCAAAAUAUCACCUUCGUUCGAUUAUAGUUACAGUGUAUUCCGAACAAAUGUGCUUCAUAAAAACGCUUUAUAAUCCAUUUAUACAAAUUAAAUAAUGAAACAUAUUGUGUAUUUCUUCCAGUUAACAUUAAUAGAAAUCUUGAAAUAUUAUUUCUACGCGUAUAUAAUAAAAUAUGUCGAGUGGCUGUAAUUCCAGUGUACUCGGCAAAAUGAUUCUAAAAAAGAACACACCUACCGCCAAAUAUUUCGUGUUGGUAUCAUGCGACGUCACAGGCUAUGACGCGGAUGACGUGCAACGGUUAGUAAAUUAGACGAAGUAUAUGAGACUAACAUACGCAUAACUUUACUUAAAAAUUUGAAUAUAAUUGGUUAUAAAUAUUGACAAUGGUUAUGGCAUAAAUGUCACGCACUGACACUUAUAAUUUGCAAAAUCAUUGAAAUGUAACAAAUUUAUAAUUUCAAAUUCACAACCUCCCUAAUUACAAUUUUUUUGGGUGACUCAGUAUUUAAUGUUUACUCAAUAAAACUCUUUAUUUUUU
This is a messenger RNA of Diabrotica virgifera virgifera (western corn rootworm), 8488 nucleotides long. RefSeq names its product ATP-dependent RNA helicase DHX33 (gene ath). The transcript has 9 exons. NCBI's taxonomy places the organism in Eukaryota, Metazoa, Arthropoda, Insecta, Coleoptera, Chrysomelidae. Bases 212 to 2341 code for a protein of 709 amino acids. Gene Ontology annotation, molecular function: RNA binding; ATP binding. Gene Ontology annotation, biological process: positive regulation of transcription by RNA polymerase I. The record is from RefSeq and is a predicted model, not a curated record. Gene Ontology annotation, cellular component: intracellular anatomical structure; nucleolus.